AGAGGGAAGGGGUGGGGGCGAGAGGUAAAUAGUCUUAAAUCGGAAGGGAGCUGCUUCUCUGUGGUCUUGACAAGCGCUGCCUGGGCUCCGCCGGCUCAGUAAUAACUGAGUGACCUUUUCUUUGGCUGUAUUAUGUCUGGCUGGGAAGGGAUUGCAUUUUGCAGCUGAGAGCCGGGGCUUCCUUCAGCUCGGCUCCUCGCGUGCUGCUGGGGUAAGUUGUCUUGAGCCAGGACGCCAGGACGGCGAGAGACAGCCUCGGACUGCAGUUGCCUAAAAGGAGGACACCUGUGGCUCAGAUGCGGUCAACACCAUUACUUGGCGGAUCCUUGAGGACCUCAUUAUUUUAAACUUAAAAAAAUAGAGAUUCCCUCCCCCUCUUUUUUUUUUUUUCAAACAAUGCUUCUUUUUGACCUUUCCCAAGGAGAAGAGCUACAAAGCAGCCACUGUGCUUUCUGAACGGCCUCCCCCUGUAUCGCUUAAUUGAGAAGGUAUACAAAUGCUCUCAGUCCAGCCAGACACCAAGCCGAAAGGUUGUGCUGGCUGCAACCGAAAGAUCAAGGAUCGGUAUCUUCUAAAGGCACUGGACAAAUACUGGCAUGAAGACUGCCUGAAGUGUGCCUGCUGUGACUGUCGUUUGGGAGAGGUGGGCUCCACCCUGUACACUAAAGCUAAUCUUAUCCUUUGUCGCAGAGACUAUCUGAGGCUCUUCGGUGUGACGGGGAACUGCGCUGCCUGCAGUAAGCUCAUCCCUGCCUUUGAGAUGGUGAUGCGUGCCAAGGACAAUGUGUACCACCUGGACUGCUUUGCGUGUCAGCUUUGUAACCAGAGGUUUUGUGUUGGAGACAAAUUUUUCCUAAAGAAUAACAUGAUCCUUUGCCAGACGGACUACGAGGAAGGUUUAAUGAAAGAAGGUUAUGCACCCCAGGUUCGCUGAUCUAUCAACAUCGCCCCAUUAAGAAUACAAAGCACUACAUUCUUUUAUCUUUUUUGCUCCACAUGUAUAUAAGAAUUGACACAGGAACCUACUGAAUAGCGUAGAUAUAGGAAAGCAGGAUGGUUAUAUGGAAUAAAAGGCGGACUGCAUCUGUAUGUAGUGAAAUUGCCCCAGUUCAGAGUUGAAUGUUUAUUAUUAAAGAAAAAAGUAAUGUACAUAUUGCUGGAUUUUUUUGCUUGCUAUUCGUUUUUGUGUCACUUGGCAUGAGAUGUUUAUUUUGGACUAUUGUAUAUAAUGUAUUGUAAUAUUUGAAGCACAAAUGUAAUACAGUUUUAUUGUGUUACCAUUUGUGUUCUGUUUGCUUCUUUGUAUUGUUGCAUUUAGUACAAUCAGUGUUUAAACUUACUGUAUAUUUAUGCUUUCUGUAUCUACCAGCUAUUUUAAAUGAGCUGUAACUUUCUAGUAAAAAACUGAAGAGCAAAUCUCACAAAUGAUACACAUAUAGAUAAAGCAAGUCUAUCAACAUUAAAAAUACUAAAAAAUAAAGACACACACAAAGCAUUUUAGCAACAUCCACUAUUAUUGCCACUAUGAUUUAGAGUCUAUCAGUGUUCUCAUUAUAACCCCCUAUUUUCAGGGGGUUAAGAUCAGCUUUAAAAAAUGCAUAAAAAUUUCAUCUUAAAGCACUUUCAUUUUAUACCAACGUGAAAAGUGCCAUUUUUAGAAUAACUUUAAAGCUUAACAGUUAUCCUUUUAAUAUCCUUUGUGUGUGUGCGUGUGUGUGUUUGUGUGUGUGUGUGUGUGUAUGUGUGUGUGUGCUCUUUACCUAUAUAAUGGCUUUGUUUUUAUUGUUUAUUUUUUUCAGCCAUUCACCCCUUAUGUGAACUAGUGCCUUUGGGUAUCAUGUAAGUUUUUUCCAAAGGGUUACUUUAAAAAGUGUUACCACAAUUAUGAGAUAAUUUUAAAAUGAUAAAUUAAAUUUCUUAUAUAAAUUUUGCCCCGAUCUCUCCUUAAGAGCUAAGGGUUUAAUAACUAUGGCUUGAUAAAUUUCUGGCACUAAAAGGAUUUGAGUAUGAAUCUACUGAAACCAUACUAAUGCACACUGAAGCUAUGAUAUUUGAGUAGUGAGGUUACUUUUGAUCAGAGCAACAUAGAGCUCAUAGAAUCUUCUAGAAGAAACAAAGGGAUUGAUAAAAAGCUGAGAACUGGUGAUUAUAUAUUUUUCUGUAUUUACCUGCCACUUAUUUUAAUGUUUAAAAGUGAACACUUUCAAAGUUUGACAUGUCUUACUCUAUUGCUUUCUUUAAGUAAUUACCCACUCAGAAUACAUCCCAUUUAGGCUGAAAUUUGUCAUUCCAUUUUUUUUCAAGGUGAAAUAUUCUCUUACCUACAUGAUAGCUGAUAAAGAAGAAAAUUCUCUGACAUAAAUUAUGGAGACUGAUUAUUUAAAUUACAAUUUAAGAAAUUAAAAUGAGUCAAUAAUUCCCUUUUCUGGGUUGCUCACAUUUUGCUUCUGUUCCUUGUAAUAGAACUACUUUUCAACAGAUCUAAUUCCGUAUAGACACAAUGAAGCACAUUUUUACUAGAGCAAAUUUAGUGCUGUGGUUUUUCUUUUCUUUUUUCUUGAUCACUUGUACAGGAAACAAUAUUUCCCACUAUUUGCAUACAUAUGUUGUCCUGUCAAUAUAUAUGCAUUGCAGAUGAAUAUUAAAUGUGGUACCUAAAUUCUUGGUUUGGGGCCAAAAUAUUAAGCUGCAAAUAAUGCUGGUGUGAAUUUGAGUUGUUUUAAAACAAAGCUUUAUUAUGGACAUGCAUGUGAAUCUGCAUAUUGCCUCUCAUUUUUAAGAAAAUGAUUCUGUGAAAAGUGAAUGAUACGUAUUUUUACAAAUGCUUCAUGGUUAAGAGUGUUCAAGUCACGUGUCCCCCAAAUUUGAGAUACACUGAAAAAAGAAUUUCAAAAAUAGCUAUUUAGGGCCCAUAAGAUAACUAGUAUUUUAGCCUGAGAGCCUUACAUUGAUUUCAUGGAAAGACUUGCAUAGCCAAAACCAAAACCCAAACCAAAACAAAACAAAUGGGUCAGGGUAGGGGGGAGAUAGUGAGAAGUGGUUUUCAUAACACUGUUGCCCUGCUAUCCCCACUAAGAGUUGCUUGAGAUUCAUGUGGAUGUAUAAUUUUAAUUGUCAGUAUCUUUUUCAAAUGAUCUUCUAAAGGUUUAAAUGGUUUUUGCAUAUGUUAAGAUCAAUAUGUCAAAAUACCUGUAAACUGGGAACAAAAUGUUCAACUGUUCAAUUGUUCUUGCCACCCAAAGACUAAACAACGUUUUUACUGCCUUUUCUUUUGCUUAAUACUUCAAGAAUUGUUAUGCUUUUCCUACAAACAAAAUUACCCAGAUUAAAGAUUAAGGCCUUAAUCUCUUUAGAUUAUCUUUAAUCUCUAUGGAAAUUGUGAAACAAAACAGAGAAAGGCCAUUUUAUAGUUAAUUGCCCAUAAAUCGUAGCAUUUUUGACCUGAAGUACUAAGCUGUCUCGACUAUUCAAAGUCCCUGAAUUGUUGUCAAUUUCCCUCUUUGUGUUGUGCAGCCCUGAUGUCACUUAGCUUGUUAACGGAUGCCUCCAGUAGGACACCUCCAAUGGAGCUUUGAUUUCUCAAGCAGGGAGAGCUCCCUUCCUAACAUGCAUCUUAUAUAGGCUGCCUCUGAUGAAGGACCAGGCACCUUCCAGUCCACCAGAAUGCUGGCUGAGUUUAAAAGCUGACCUGUGUUUGUAAUUUCACUUUCAUCUUGCUUAAUAAAUAUCUGCUGGAUUCUUUCA
Rhinolophus ferrumequinum (greater horseshoe bat) is the source of this 3744-nucleotide messenger RNA. RefSeq names its product LIM domain only 3 (gene LMO3). The record is from RefSeq and is a predicted model, not a curated record. Gene Ontology annotation, molecular function: DNA-binding transcription factor binding; transcription coactivator activity. Gene Ontology annotation, cellular component: nucleus. Gene Ontology annotation, biological process: positive regulation of transcription by RNA polymerase II. Lineage: Eukaryota; Metazoa; Chordata; Mammalia; Chiroptera; Rhinolophidae. The transcript is spliced from 4 exons. Bases 497 to 934 code for a protein of 145 amino acids.